UUUUAUUUUAUUGAAUAGUGAUUUUAAGUAAUUGUUUUCGAGUGUAGUUUUUGGUUGACAAAAAUUGAUUGUGUGAAGUGUUUUUUAUGUGAAUUUUGAAACUUUUAUAUAGUGAAGUGGUGUUUGGAAGUUUGAUGAAUAUUUAGUGAGUGUAAGAGGUUCAUUAAGAAAUCGUUGAAUUGAUGCCAAAAACCUUAAGGCACAUGGAGAAAUUUCUAAAAGAGCGAGUAAAAUGAUAGUUCUCACAAUAAUGCACACAUGAAACAUAAAAGAUGGCUCCAAAAAUACUUCUGUCAGUAUUUACUACAAUAGUGAUGUGCAAACUAAGUUUUUGCGCCAUCGAUACAUAUGCCAACACAUCAAUAACAAAUUUAGAUAGCACAACAAAUUUUAAUAAACUAAAAAGAGCGGCGAACGAUACAGACAGUUUUGAAAUCGAUGAAUACGUUCACAAUACAACACUAAACAGAGAUAAAUUAGAAAAUAAUGAUACGGAAUUUGGGAAAUAUUUUUACGAGAAUUACACGACGACUGAAGGAUGUGUUGGUGACAAAGAAUACUGUAAUAUGUCGUUGGAGGAAUACAUGGAUAUGUUGAAUGAGUACAUAUUCCCUCAGCCGUAUGAAUGGGUGUUGAUAGCGACACACGGGAUAGUCUUCGUCAUUGGACUGAUUGGGAAUGCUCUGGUGUGUACCGCGGUGUACCGGAAUCACUCCAUGAGAACCGUGACGAACUAUUUCAUCGUCAACUUGGCUGUUGCCGACUUCAUGGUGAUCCUCAUUUGUUUGCCGCCGACGGUCCUAUGGGAUGUGACCGAGACGUGGUUCUUUGGGACAGCCAUGUGCAGGAUUGUGCUGUAUUUUCAGUCAGUAUCGGUGACGGUGUCAGUUCUCACGCUGACCUUCAUCUCGGUCGACCGCUGGUACGCCAUCUGCUUUCCGCUCAAGUUCAAGUCAACUACGGGCCGCGCUAAGACCGCCAUACUUAUUAUAUGGCUAUUAUCUUUGCUGUUCAAUGUACCAGAAUUCGUGGUGCUUCAAGUCCAAAGGAAGAUGGAGCUAAGAUUCGACGCGCAGUACUUCAUGCAAUGCACAUCAACUUGGUCAGACGAAAGUGACCUUAAAUGGCAUAUCAUUAAAGCUCUCUUUCUAUAUACGUUCCCCCUCCUCCUCAUGAUGAUCGCGUACUGUCAGAUUGUGAGGGUUCUGUGGAGGUCUGACAACAUCCCCGGCCACACGGAGUCGCACACGCUGUGCUCAACACCACAAGGACACAACAACUGUAAGAAUUGGUUAGCUGCAAACCGGCGCACAACCCCAUCAAUACACACGAACGCGUCAACGGAAGGCCAGCUUAGGUCGAGGAGAAAGGCUGCCAAGAUGCUGGUGGCUGUGGUCGUCAUGUUCGCCGUUUGCUACUUCCCUGUUCAUCUGCUUUCAGUCCUCAGGGUCGCCUACGACGUGCAGCAGAGCGACGUGAUGACCUGCAUAGCGCUGAUCAGUCACGUCAUGUGCUACGCCAACUCCGCUGUUAACCCUCUCAUCUACAACUUCAUGAGCGGUAAAUUCCGCCGAGAGUUCCACAGAUCGUAUUUCAAAUGUUUCUGCUGCUGCCACACGGCACCAGCGGCAGACCAAAAUGGAACAUCAUUCGCGCCAAUCGGGAGUUCCCGAGCCGGGACAACCAGGACCGUCGUCCGUCGAAACGAUUCCUACGUCAGCUACCGUCUCACCCACCUGUCACCCUCAAACCACAACAUCCAUCGAGACUACAUCAGAAAUACCAACACUUCCUUCAUCGACCAAAUGAACGGGAAUCGCAGACCAAAAAUUAGGGACGAUUCCAUCAGCGAAUCUGCUACCAGAUUCACUCUAGCAACCGAUGUCUGCAGAGAUUGACAACUAGGCAAAGAUAUCCUUUCUGAUAUACGUAAUAGAGACGGCAUAGAAACUUAUAUCGCGAGAAGUACUAACAGUAUUGAUUGUAAACCUUACUACGAUUGCUUUAAGGAUGGUAGGAUCGAAGAACGACACAGCGAUAACGCUGAUUACAGGCACGUUGACGAAUCUAAAGAUUAUGACGAUGAUAUCAAGCACGGUUUUAAAUUCAAAUUCAAUCGCAGUUUGAAUAGCUGUCAGAUUAAGAACAAGAGGAAGGUUAAUAUAUACUAGAUGUUGUCAAUUGUUUUUUGGGGAACUGUUCCAUUAUUUCUCUAUUUCAAUACAUCCCUUUUGCUACUCUAGUUUGAAUUGAAAUACUAGAUGCUAUAAAUACUAGCGAGGUCGGGAAAAUGUCGACUGCUUCGACAAAAGCAAAGCUCUUUAAUUAAAGAUACUGAUUGGUUUUAACGAUUUCGAAUAAGUUUCUUCAGAUCUGAGUAUCAUACGAUGUUACAUUUUAUACCAUUUUCAAUCUACUUUUAAAUGUAAAGAAGUAAUGAAAUUUCCUCAUCAGCACCUGUGGUCUAUUUAAUAUCUUAAUGCGUAAUUGAAUUUCACAGAAGCCUUAAACAUUUUACAUAUUUCUCGAAAACAAACGAAUACGGCUUCGAUAUUACUUUUCGCGUUAAAGAUAUUUUUUCCGAAUUUCAGAAAAGGUAAAUCUUGAAAACAUUUGGAACGUCUGGCUUCUUUAAGAGAAAGAAGAAAAA
Molecule: messenger RNA, 2650 nt
Organism: Trichoplusia ni (cabbage looper)
Lineage: Eukaryota; Metazoa; Arthropoda; Insecta; Lepidoptera; Noctuidae
Gene: NGR-A5
Product: orexin receptor type 1-like
Exons: 8
Coding region: 273-1898 (541 amino acids)
Biological process (GO): feeding behavior; G protein-coupled receptor signaling pathway
Cellular component (GO): membrane
Molecular function (GO): orexin receptor activity
Source: RefSeq, a predicted model, not a curated record